Mugil cephalus (flathead mullet) is the source of this 1647-nucleotide messenger RNA. Its product is annotated as granzyme A-like. Bases 186 to 947 code for a protein of 253 amino acids. The transcript has 5 exons. Gene Ontology annotation, molecular function: serine-type endopeptidase activity. NCBI's taxonomy places the organism in Eukaryota, Metazoa, Chordata, Actinopteri, Mugiliformes, Mugilidae. The record is from RefSeq and is a predicted model, not a curated record. Gene Ontology annotation, biological process: proteolysis.
AAGAUUCUUAUUACUGGAAAAUGAUACCACAGGGCCCUGAAGAUGCAUUGCAUCUGUUCUCAUAUCAUGCUUGCGACUCGUUGAUUUCCACAUUAAGACCACAUCCUUUGAGCUUAACACAUAAAGGCAAGUGUGCACACUGAGGUGAGUUUCAGUGCACAGAUCAAAGAGAGACGACAGACAAAAUGUCGCGCCUGAGAGAUUUCAGUGUUUUUGUCCCGUGUGUGUUUCUCCUCAUCGUCCAGUCCAGCCAUGGUACUGAGAUUAUUGGAGGAAAAGUAGUGGAGUCAAACUCACUGCCUUUCAUGGCUCGGCUGGAAAACAAGACAUCCAUCUGUGGAGGGGUACUUAUCGAUCCAAAAUGGGUCCUGACCGCUGCACGCUGUAAUGACAUUAAGAAAGUGAUGCUGGGGGUGCACUCUAUCAAAGCAAAGGAAAAGAAUGCCCGCCAGGUCCUGAAAGUAAAGAAAGGGUAUCGUCAUCCCUGCUAUAAUGAGAAAGAACAUGUCAAUGACCUCAUGUUGCUAAAGCUUGACAAACCAGCGAAGGAAACCAAGACAGUGAAAUGUAUCAAUUUGGGCAAUUCCUUUAAAGAGCCCAUGUCUAAGAGCACCUGUCUUGUGGCCGGAUGGGGAAAAACUAAGAACAAUGCCAAGACAAUGUCUGACGUCCUGAUGUCCGUCAACGUGACUGUGAUCGACAGACGGGAUUGUAACUCUCCCAAAUACUACAACUACGACCCUAUCAUCACCAAUAGCAUGAUAUGUGCUGGUAACAGCAAUGCAGAUACGUGUGAGGGCGACUUAGGAGGGCCUCUGUUGUGUAAUGGAGCGCUGGUUGGAAUUAGUUCUUUGGUGAGUUGUGGCAAAAAACCUGGACUUUACACAUAUCUCACAGAAAAGCACCUCAGCUGGAUAAAGAAGACAAUGAAGGGGCCCGGGAUGUGAGCUCUGUCUCUCUGUAUGGUUACAACUGUUGAUGCUCAUUUAUUAUUUUGGAUUUGCAAUCAGUAGCUUUUUUCUGUAGCUGCUUAUAUUAGCAUCCCCAGCUGACAUUUUUUCCUUCCUCCAAAACCCAUGGAAGCAAACAUGUAGAUGAACUUUUGUUCUUGUUUUUGCCCACUUUGGGCUUCAUUUUCAAGGUUCAGAAUCCAACGGGUGUCAUCACGAUGGUUUUGUUUGUCCAUAGUAUAUACAGCCAAAGGUUAAUACAUGUCCUCAGAUCAACAUGCAUGAAGCCAAAUAGAAAUGAAAGAUGUUAUUGUUCAACAAAUGUAUGACCCAUUGCUUCAAAAGGCGCUGACAAUGUUGAUGGUAAAUCUGUUCAACAUGAGUUUCUCCCCUGAUUUUAGUGGUGGCCACUUCAACAGUUUAUCGGUUCUUUUGAUUUAUCUCACGGUCUAUUUUUCACAGCUGGUUUAAUUGCAUUGCCUCCUCUGUCACAGGUUUGAGGCUUCAGGUUAAAUUCUGAGAAACUUUUUUGUGGUUGCGAUGCACUGUAAUAAAGCUUGAAAAACAACUAUAAGAAUCAACAUGUUUCCUUGUUACAUGUGAACUCUUUCAAGAUGCUUUAUUAUUUCACAUCCUUAUGCCACUAAAGCUUUGUCAUUGUGAGGACAGUGUCCAAAUAAAACUUUAUUUGACCUGU